Molecule: messenger RNA, 4344 nt
Organism: Polyodon spathula (Mississippi paddlefish)
Lineage: Eukaryota; Metazoa; Chordata; Actinopteri; Acipenseriformes; Polyodontidae
Product: coiled-coil domain-containing protein 102A-like
Exons: 9
Coding region: 206-1912 (568 amino acids)
Cellular component (GO): myosin complex
Source: RefSeq, a predicted model, not a curated record
CUUCUGAGUAAAUUCCUGCUGGCUGAAAAAGGAAACAGAAACGUGCACAGGAAAAGCGACCGUAUCUGCCAAUAAAUUAUUUCAAACAUUCACAUGCAUCGCACUACACUGCUGGGGCCGCCACAAGAUAACCUGUAUUUCCUCUCGGAUUCAGAAGAUGGGCUCCUAACCAUAUUCACUUCCUGCAACUAACGCUGCAACCGCAAUGAGCCACACUGCAAGCUCCCACAUGACAGACUCUGCAAGAGCAGAGGCGAGCCUCCUCUCGAGCUUGGGCCCUUCUCUGGACAGAAUGCGCUCCCCGGCCAGCCUGGCCACCCCCAGCCCGAAAGGGGGAACCCCGAACUCCAGCCCGCCCCUACUGCUGUCCCCGGGAUUCGGGGGAGGUGAGGGGGGAGACUGGGAGGGCCGGGAGGAGCUGCGUCUGCGGGAGCUGGAGGAGGCGCGCGCACGGGCAGCCCAGAUGGAGAAGACGAUGCGCUGGUGGUCAGACUGCACUGCCAACUGGAGGGAGAAGUGGAGCAAGGUCAGGGCGGAGAGGAACAAGGCCCGGGACGAGGUCCGGCAGCUGCGGCAGAGGCUGGACACCCUGACCAAGGAGCUGACCGCGGUGCGUAGAGAGAGGCAGGAGCUCGCCAAUGAGAACGAGCAGCUCAGGCAGGAGACUGGACGCCUCUGUGAUGACAGGACAACCCCCACCACCGACGCUACUACUAAUGCCCAGCCCUGUCUUGCUCUGAACCCACUCCCCUCCCAGACACUCAAUGACAAACUGAUCUCUGAGGGACUGGGGUCCCCUGAGCAGGAGCCCGUGCGGGACGUGGGGACGGAGAAACCCGAUAACAGCAAGGAGCUGGAGCUGCUGGAGUCCCUGCUGCGGGCAAAGGUGGCAGAGGGUCCAGAGAACAGGGACGGGCGCAGUGCGGGCAGCCUCCGCUCACCCCUCAGCCGCCAGGACCGCAGCCGGCUGCUCUGGGACGACGUGUCCAUCAUUGAGGAGGACACCAGCAAGGUCAACGCCCUCCAACUGCGCCUCGACGAAUCACAGAAAGUCCUGCUCAAGGAGAGAGAGGACAAGCUGUCUCUCAGUAAGAGCAUCGAGAAGCUGGAGGCCGAGCUCAGCCAGUGGAAACUCAAAUACGAGGAGCUCAACAAGACCAGGCAGGAGACCCUCAAACAGCUGAACCUGCUGAAGGAGGUGCACCAGGACGAGCUGGGCCGCAUGUCGGAGGUCCUGGAGGAUGAGUUGGGCUCCCGCUCCAGCAUGGACAAGAAGCUGGCUGAGCUGCGAGGGGAGAUGGAGAGGCUGCAGGCGGAGAACGCGGCGGAGUGGGGGCGUCGGGAGCGCCUGGAGACGGAGAAGUUGACGCUGGAGCGCGACAACAAGAAGCUGCGCACGCAGAUCGAGGACCUGGAGGAGCAGCUGGCGCACAAACGCAGGCAGGCGGCCAGCGCCCUCGACACCGACCUCAAGAGCAUCCAGAGCGAGCUCUUCGAAAGGAGCAAGGAGCUGUCAGACAUGCGGCACGUCCACUCCAAGUUGAAAAAGCAAUACCAGGAGAAGAUGGCGGAGCUGGUUCACGCCAAUAGGAGAGUGGAGCAGCACGAGGGGGAGGUGAAGAAACUGCGACUGCGUGUUGAGGAGCUCAAGAAGGAACUGGCCCAGGCAGAGGACGAGCUUGACGAUGCUCAUAACCAAACCAGGAAGCUCCAGAGGUCCCUGGAUGAGCAGACCGAGCAGUCGGAGAACACCCAGGUGCAGCUUGAACACCUGCAAUCCAGGCUGCGUCGGCAACAAAACCCAUCUCUGUUUGAUAAGAUUCGGAGCGGCAGGUUCAGCACUGAGGACCCAAAUGAGAUGGCCAGCGAUCCUGACGAGGAGGAAGAGGAGCUGCAGAUCCAGAUUCCCUAGUGGACAGACUCUCCGUGAGGCGUCAGCGACCUCAAAAACACACACACACACGCACAAGCACACACACACGGGCCAGUUGACCUUCUACGAGCGCUGUUACUCUCAUCAAUGGCUGACAAACUGGUGGAUCCGCUUAUAGUGCAGGUAUUGUGGAGGUCUGAGAGAGGAUGGCACAUGAUUUAACUUUGAAAAUUAUGUUUGUGCUGAAUUGGAACGAUGGGUGUCAGGAGAAGGCACAUUCAAAAGCAAUAAGACGUCAAGUAUAUUUAAAAACGCUGUCAGGGGACCAAGCCAUUGUCACAGUUACAGUGAACGUUAUUGAACUUUUAAUGAAUGUUACUGCAUUUUCUGUUUACCUGUGUAAAUACUUGGAUCCAGUUUGUGCAUAGCUCUACGGUGGUGUAUGCACCUCUUCGCUUGGUUCAUUGUAAUUGAGGUUGUAUAUUUUGAAGGGAUAGACACUGACCUCCUUAUUCCCCUUUGAGAGUGUUUCUUUACAUCUGCAGGUCAAGUCUACAGUGACAGAUCUUUGAAGUUGCAGCAAUAAUAGAGCUCAUCUUUCAGAAAAAAACAGUGUUUGCUGAUUCUGUUUAUACAAUAUCAGUGCAGUGAAAUUGCAAGCUGCUCGCUUCCAAAUGUUUGAACACAGGGUUACCUGGUCCACUUAUUGGAAAUGAGGACAUUAAUAUCUGAUUACAGGGAUGUGAGGUCAUCAUUGACCGCCCCCACAAGCAACAGCUGUUACCAUGGAAACUAGAUAAGUCAGGCCUUGUAGGGAAUGUGACUCUUGAGCGAGAGAAAUGGAUAUGUACGUUUUUAAUUUAAUUUAAAAUACUUGAGUGUUAUUUAUAGAUGGGUUGGCUAAUUUCUAAAUCCAACCCUUAUUUGAUGGUGGUGUACUGUGUCAUCAUCAACAACAGUAUAGUCACCGGCAAAUGUGUUCUGAUCGAAAAAAAAAAAAUUGCUGCUGCUGACAUCUGGUCAAAACUGCUUGCAGCUCUCCCUGGAGGUUGACCUCAGAUGGCAACCUCCAAUCAGAUCACAGAUAUAGCUUACACGAUUGUUGCUGAAUGUAUCUGAAUUAAGAUCAACUUCUGGCAGACACCAUCACCAUGCUACACUUUAUUCUGAUACUGACUCUCAGUUUAACAGAUGUUCAUUUCAUAAAAUUACCCAACAAUUACGAGGGGAGAUUAGUUUCGACUAAUGAUGUAAAUGUCUUCACAUGACCUUUGUUCAUUAUCUGAUUGUGCAUUAGACAGUGAUCCAUAGUGGGUUAAUGUCGGAGCUCCUCCACUGUUUAUGGGAGCAGGGAGAAGGUGAUGUCGUGCUGCAGGGAAACACUUCCACUUGUCAAUCUCAGUCAGUCAUUCCCCAGUAUAUUGGAAGCACACAUCAUCAGCCACUUGAAGUGAUUUCUUCAUACAAGGUACAUGUUGCUUGACAUAUGCACAGCAUACCUAGGGGAUAAAUUGGACCCUUUGUAAUUCUUCAGAUGUAGAAAAAUAGAAUUAUAAUCUAGAAUUAAAGUAAUUGAAUUGCCAUUAAAAUAAUGCAUUUGUAUUGCUGCACCCUGGGUUUGGUCAUGAUCAUGUACAGUAUAAAUCCAUGUACUGUUACUCUGUAAAUGUGCCCCAGAGGAUCUGGGUUUAAAUCUCAUUUUAGAUUGCACUCUGGUCUUAUUGAGGGUGUGGGUAAAUGCAAUAUUGCUGGACUGCAGUAAAAUGAAAGAUCAUUGUGCUGGCUUUCAUCUCGCAGCUGAUCUGAUGUGGAGGCAACAGCAGACUUGCAUAUAAACCCAUUCUGAGUAUUUCAAUAUGGAAUAGCUAUGAAAUGAUGAAAUGAUUUAAGUUUUACUUUUAUUUUAAGAUUUUUUUUUUUCCUGCUGUUGAGGGAUGGAUACAAUAACAAAAUUUUUAUAUAUGUAUAUUAUUAGUUUCUUUAUCAGACACCUUUAUCCAAGGCGACUUACAGAGACUAGGGUGUGUGAACUAUGCAUCAGCUGCAAAGUCACUUACAGCAACGUCUCACCUGAAAGACCGAGCUCUAGGAGGUUAAGCGAGUCGGUGAAUGAGCCGGGAUUUGAACAGGGGACCACCUGGUUACAAGCCCUUUUCUUUAACCAGUUAAAGCAGUUAUGGAGACUGCUCUAUCUCGCUUGCGUGCGAUUCUGUCACAACAAAAUCUGCAAACACGACUGGAGUAUUGCUGCUGGCAGUCUUUAGCAGUAUUACAGCAGUUCUUUCCUUUCUGAAGCCUUACUCUGUGUACUUGCUUUGUGAACAGUUAGUACUGUAGACCACAAUGGCUGGCUUGGAAAGGUGUGUUACAAUUAGUAACACAAUCUCUCGGACGACAUUAGAGCCCUCAGGAGAGCUACGUCACCCCAGCCCAUUAUUCCAGUAAGUUUGUUAUGGCUUAACACUAACUAG